Tripterygium wilfordii is the source of this 1971-nucleotide messenger RNA. RefSeq lists its product as uncharacterized. The transcript is spliced from 15 exons. The coding region runs from base 345 to 1571 and encodes 408 amino acids. The record is from RefSeq and is a predicted model, not a curated record. Lineage: Eukaryota; Viridiplantae; Streptophyta; Magnoliopsida; Celastrales; Celastraceae.
UCCAAAUUUACCACGACAGCCCUUCCCUCUACAGGGAAUCGUCUUCUUCAACGGCAUUCAUUAUUACUUUUCUUUUUUUGUCACUUGUUCUUCCUCCUCGGUCGUCGACUUGACCAGCACCAGCUAAAUCAAGCUUGCUUUGCUCCAAUUUGUCAACAGAUUUCAUUUUUCGUUCAACUGAUCUGUUUCUCAUUCGAGGGUUUCCAGGACAGAGGAUUCUCGUAUUCAUCUAUCGUGUAGGAUUGGCUGUAAGCUAUAGAAUUGAUGAGCUCGUGGAGUGACUGUUUCUUGCUGCAUUUCAAUUCAUAUAUUUGUGGUUGUAAAGCCAGAAAAUUUUGAGUAAAAUGGGAAUCUCCAUUCGAAGUGGGAAUAUGAGGAAACCUAAUGAAACAAUGAGGCUUAUCAUGUCAACUUCUUUUGGAGUUAUUUUUGGCUUCUUUUUAGGGGUAUCCUUCCCAACACUUUCAUUGACAAAGGUGAAUCUCCCAUCAAGCCUUUUUCCUUCCAUUGAUCUCACAUACAUUGAGGACAAGUACUCUGGUCUUUCAACCCAAUCUGUAUUCAAUUCUUUUUCUUCAAUAAAGGGAAACAGAGGCAGCUCUACCCAAUACAAGUACAAUGGAACAAAGAUAUGGGUUACAAAAAAUCCUCGAGGGGCUGAGAGACUACCCCCAGGUAUAGUUGAAUCUGAGUCAGAUUUCUAUCUUCGCCGACUAUGGGGUCAGCCUAAUGAGGAUCUGACCAUCAAACCAAAGUAUCUUGUAACCUUCACUGUUGGUUAUGGUCAAAAAAAAAAUAUUGAUGCAGCAGUUAAAAAGUUCUCGGAGAAUUUCACCAUUCUGUUGUUUCACUAUGAUGGUCGAACAAGUGAAUGGGAUGAGUUUGAGUGGUCAAAGCGAGCAAUUCACGUGAGUGCUCGCAAGCAAACUAAAUGGUGGUAUGCAAAACGAUUUCUGCACCCUGAUAUCGUGGCACCCUAUGACUACAUUUUUAUGUGGGACGAGGAUCUUGGGGUGGAGCACUUUGAUGCUGAGGAAUACUUAAAAUUGGUCAGGAAACAUGGCUUGGAGAUCUCGCAGCCUGGUUUGGAACCAAACAGAGGAACAACUUGGGCAAUGACAAAGAGGAGAGAUGGCAGUGAGGUUCACAAGGACACUGAGGAGAGACCAGGCUGGUGCACUGAUCCCCAUUUGCCACCAUGUGCCGCAUUUGUUGAGAUCAUGGCCACGGUAUUCUCUCGAGAUGCAUGGCGUUGUGUUUGGUAUAUGAUUCAGAAUGACUUGGUUCAUGGAUGGGGCCUAGAUUUUGCUCUUAGGAAAUGUGUUGAGCCCGCUCACGAGAAAAUAGGAGUUGUAGAUGCUCAAUGGAUUGUUCAUCAAGGCAUUCCUUCACUUGGGAAUCAGGGGAAAGCAGAGGCCGGGAGGACACCGUUGGAAGGGGUGAGGGAGAGGUGUAGAAGAGAAUGGACCAUAUUCCAAGCUCGAAUGGUGAGCGCAGAAAAAGCCUAUUUCGAGGAUUUGGGAUUUGAAUCUUCUAAUUCAACUCUCCAAGGUGUUCCAAAGGAGAAAUAGGGAUCUUCACAUAAUUGAUUGUUUGUAAGGUGCUUAAAACGUUACUCUUAUGUUCAAUAGGGUUACGUCGAUAACUUUAUUUUUUAUUGACGUCUUCUGGUGAUUUUGAAAGACGGUGGGCUCUUUUUCUGUGAUAAAGUCUGAUACCAUGUUAUGCCCUUUAGUGUUCCUUCAAAACAGGGAGAGGAAAAAUUAUUGUUUUAGUAUUUCACAAACCUAUGACGUGAACCUUGAAUUUGGGUUCGGGAGGUCUUUAGUCCUUACUGCAUGUGUUGAAGAAGGAUUUGGGACAGGGCAAGUUCUUUAUGUAUGUAACACUAGGUUGGAGCUUUUUGUCUGUGAUGAAGCAAAAAUACUAACUUAUUUGUAAUAUCAGCCCCAAAGCAAAAUACUUUCUCAA